Galendromus occidentalis (western predatory mite) is the source of this 934-nucleotide messenger RNA. RefSeq lists its product as uncharacterized. Lineage: Eukaryota; Metazoa; Arthropoda; Arachnida; Mesostigmata; Phytoseiidae. The record is from RefSeq and is a predicted model, not a curated record. Bases 1 to 702 code for a protein of 233 amino acids. The transcript has 4 exons.
AUGCGCAUGGUGGACAUGUUCCAGCGGAAAGAACUGCAGCCCAAGCAAUGGGACCAUCUGCGUUAUACAGCCGAGGAGCUCUGCGCCGAUGUGAAUUUCAUGGAGGGAGUUUUCACGCGGCUCGUCGAUACCAAACGCCCCCCGAGUACGAAGGAACGUCUCAUAACGCUCAAACAACUGUCCAGGAUCGUCACCCCGGAAAACUCUCUGAGACUUUGCGUCAAGACUCACUCUCGCAGACAGGUCAUGUUCGCUCUCGAGUUCCUUUCGCGAGAGAAAUCUCUGCGACAGAAUGUCAUUGCCGUCUUGAGCAAAAUGUUCGAGGAUCUUGAUCUUUUAGUGGAGCUCGACAACAAAGACAUGGUUUUCGCCAAGAAAGUUCACGUUUUCAACACCGCGAUAAGUUUCUGCGAUAUGUCGAGCGUGAUCAACCUCGCCAACAGUCUCCUCAAGACUUCUUGGGCAGGCAUCGGUUCGACGCUCGGCUUGGCUCUCAUUGGGCGGCUGGUAGAGCGAGCGGAUUCCCUGGACUACAAGGCUGAUCCCCGUUGGCUGGAGGAUUGUCUCCCUGGAUUGGGCUAUCAUGUGUUGCUUGUGAAGGACGUGGAGGCUGCUUAUCGCAUCUUGGACGUGAAAUGCGUAAAGCACUUGAUCAAGAACCUGAGCAUUGAACACGAAAUGUUCAAGGGUGCCAAAAAUUGAAACCUGAAUGAUUUCCCCGGCGUCCUUGGGCGCUCUUCCGUGGGGGGUCUCAUCAAACUCACAAACGAUUUCUUCUCGACGAAACUAUCAGUGGAGAGAUGUCCGGAAAAAUAUUCGGAUUCUACUUUUGAAAUGUUCCGCUCCGAUUUACAACCUAGCAUCGGAAAAUUUUGUGAAGAGCGGCCCCGGAAUAUUCCGAGACGUUGUGACACAACGACAAAUCUACAACGUA